Messenger RNA from Coregonus sp. 'balchen', 4865 nucleotides. The record is from the annotation of a GenBank genome assembly. NCBI's taxonomy places the organism in Eukaryota, Metazoa, Chordata, Actinopteri, Salmoniformes, Salmonidae.
UAGGAUUUUGAAUGGGACUGAAUUAAAUGUCCCCACAAGGUUAGCUGCGCAAGACUGUGUUCAUGUGUCGGUGCGUGCGUUGAAGUGUUGACAGCUUGCACAUGUCCACUGCUCUUGUGUUUAGUGCUUGGAGGAUCGCCAGGAGUAGUCUCCCUUAUCAGAUUUUUUGAACUUCCUGGAUACACUAGACUACAUGCACAAUUUAUUGCACAUUAAGUAAAUAUAGCUACAACAUUUGUGGCUACCAUGCUAAUGAGGUGUAGGCUAUAGCUAAAUAUACUGCAACGGACUGCUACAACGGAUUGGGACACAACAAACUCGUCUGCUCAGUUUUGGAAUUUUUACCCCUGCCCGUCACCCAGUAGGAAGCCGAAAGCAUAGUGUCAGUUAAAUAACUGGAGAAAAAAUGUGUUCAGUUGUAAACCGACUGAAACCUGCUCUGGCCUACACGCUGUGCCUCCAAACAACCCGGCACUCGCGUAAAGUUCCAGCCCACAUCGGCCCGGGUGUACGCACCAGCAAGCAGCCUUUGGAAUCGGUCAUCAUACGACCUUACUGCUCCAGGAUGGAGUUGGGAAAAGGACCUUUCUUCAGGCAGGUGAGUUAGCCACUGCAAUAAUUGAUAUUUUUUUUUGCUUUGGGCCAAAGUGGGCUCCGGACUUUUUGGAAGCACAGUGAAAAUAGGAAUAAUCUUUUUUUCAGUGCAUGUAAACAAGUAUUUUGCAAUUGGUUAACAUGAGAAUUCAUUAAAAUGAGUAUUUGUCCACAAAAUUAGGGGGAACGUAUUUUCCAGGCGUCCUUAGUUGUUUCAUUGUUUUCAAACCAAAUUGUUUGCGCAACAAUGUAGCAAGCUAGCGGAGCUGUAGCAGAAGAGGGGGCGUGUUAAAACCGCCACUCGCACAGAGGGCAAUGUUUACACAUUUUCUGACAAAAAAUCACCUAGAUUUGUGAUAACUCAAAUCUCAACAAACUAUAAUAAACGAAACUAAACUAGAUAACUAGGUGAAACCAAGAAAAACAUCGUGUAACUUGUUACAUUUUAAUAACACAAGCACGCCAUCUUCAUGCUUGGGUGACACUUGAUAUUCUGGAUUUCCCCAGAUUGUCAAUGCGAUUAAAAUGUGGGUCAAAAGGGACAUAAAAGUAUUAUCUGAGUUUUUUCGGGGUCGAAUGACACUGUCUACCGCUGUCUUAGCUAACUUAGCUAGCUACCGGUGUCGCCCCCGCCUGCAGUGUACCAGAGUCCAAGCUAACUACGGUAGCUAGUGCACAGUGUAUUUAACUCCCGCUUGCCGAACACCUGCCCUCGCCGUCGUUAGCAGAACUGCGGGAAAACAGUGCCCGACAGGCGGGGGCGAAGUACACGGUCUACCGUUGUCCUAGCUAGCUACCGUUCCAUUGUUGCCCCCGCCUCUUCUUCUGUGGGAUUUUAUAGACGAUUGGCAUCCAGCGUUAUGAUGCAUUACUGCCACCUACUGUACUGGAGCACCUCCGCCUCUCGCCUGUGUACGGGAGUCCUAGCUUAAAAAUGGACCAAUAGAAGUAUAAAGAGAGGUAACUGCAGAUGCAGGAAUGUCUCGAAUUUCGGGCCGCAAUUGCACCCUUCUCAAAGUAUGAAAAUCCACCUUGACAGUGACACUUUAUCACUAUAAAAGACUACACACCCAUAUAUUAUCAUCCAUAACUAAUACACAGGCAGGAUGUGUGUUAUAUAAUAGCAUACUGUACUUCCCCCUCACCUUUUAUAACCUAUGGUUACUAACUCACCUGUCCUUGCUUGUUCCAACCUAUACAGCUGUUUGAGUCAGUGAGCAGCACCUACACCUAUCUACUGGCUGAUACAGAGAGCAUGGAGGCGGUCCUCAUUGAUCCAGUACUGGAGACAGUGGACAGGGAUCUGAAACUCAUAGAGGAACUGGGUUUCAACCUGAAAGUGGCAGGUAACUUGGAUGUCUCUAAAACAUGGACACACACACAAGCAUGCGCUCGCUAGCACGAGCAUGUCCACCACACAUAGACAUGCACUGACUCACUCACUCACCCACCCACUCACACACACACACUAAUCCUACAUCCAUUUUGGUCUACUUGUUUAUUGUGUCCUUGUUUAUUGUAAGAUGACAUACGACGCACACUGUGCCCUGUUUUUUUCCCCCAUUAGUGAACACUCACUGCCAUGCAGACCACAUCACAGGCACGGGACUGCUGAAGAACAGGCAGUUUGGGAUGAAGAGUGCCAUCUCCAAGCACAGUGGGGCCAGUGCAGACAUCCUGCUAUCAGAGGGAGACAAGAUCAGCUUUGGCAAACAUGUGAGGAAUGCCCAUGUGGCUCGGUUGGUAGAGCAUGGCGCUUGCAACGCCAGGGUUGUGGGUUGGAUUCCCACGGGUGACCAGUACAAAAAUGUAUGCACUCACUACUGUCAUUCGCUCUGGAUAAGAGCGUCUGCUAAAUGACAAAUGUAAAAAUGUAAAUGUGAAGACAGACCUACCUACAGCCAAAUAGCUAUAGAGAAUAUAGUCUGGGCCGACCCCAAUUCGUGGUCACCCAACAUCCCUGGUCCGGGAGAGUCAUAGGUUUACAGGGUUUUGUUUCAACUGAGUACGAGUGCUGGGCUGAAACAAAAGCCUACACAUCAUGUACUGUUGCUCUCCAGGACCAGGUUGUUGACCACUGCUCUAAAUGCUGCUGCUGUAUUCACCUUCUUCAUCUCUCCUUUACACUCCAUUUCUCUCUUUACUUCCCCUCACUUGUUUUCUGUAAUCCCUCUUCCUGCCUCUCUCGUCCCUCAGUAUCUGACGGUGAGGGAGACUCCAGGACACACAGACGGCUGUGUGACGUUGGUGACCGGGGACCAGAGCAUGGCUUUCACUGGGGACACACUGCUAAUCAGGGGCUGUGGAAGGACAGACUUCCAGCAGGGUAACGUUAACCUUUUCCACACUACUAAGCUAAACCAAGCAGAGCCAAGCCCAAAUGUACUGUAAUGCACUGGCCUGGUUGGGCAUCCACCAGGCUGAAUCCAUGCUGGACAGGACAAUGUGAAAAUAAAGUAUCUAAGCCAACACAGUACUAUAGUGUGACAGGCAUAUUCUCUCAGAUUUUUGGCCUCUGUAGUGAUAUAUCUAGCCAUGGAGAUAUUAUCAGGUUAUAUCACACACUUUCAUCCCUAUACACUAAUGUUUCCCAAUUCUUUGGUCAGGACUGAUUUUAAACAAUGCAUGAAAAGUUUGUGGAUCAUUGCCUCACCUACACUUGUUGCAUUGUUUUUGUAGUUAUGCUUAGUGGACAAAAGGUGGCACUAUUGUAGCCUGAUCACAAACAGUCACUGUAUCGUAGCCUGGGUUAUGUUCAAUAGGCCAUGCAACAAAUGUUUUGGAACGUAAAAACGUAAAUGAGUGUUUCUUAUCGGACAAGUCCAGGUAGUCCCUCCUUGUUUCAGUCUGUUUGUUUGUGGUCCAAUGGAAACAACCCUGAUCUGUUUGUUUCUACACUAACCAGGCUGCUCUAGGAGGCUCUAUGAAUCAGUCCACCAGAAGAUCUUCACAUUACCUCCUCAGUGCCUCGUCUUUCCUGCACAUGACUACAAAGGUUGCCAAGACAUCCUCUUUAUGCAAUAAUGUGUUUGUAUUCCACUGUAUUGUGUAUAUCUUUGUAUAUCCCCUGACCCCUUUCCUUGCAAGCUUUCCUUUUUUAGAUGUAUGCUCUUGGGGAUAGCCUCACCAACUAUUUCGUACAAGCAUACCCAGAAGGCUUGUAUACUCUCACAAUGCUAUAACUAUCCUUUCUAUAGACUUUACGAAGUUAACUUGUCCAGUGUACUGUACCACCACUCUUCACCAUUUGUCUACUUUCAUUUUAAACUCGGGGUUCUCUUCUGAGUCAUUCCUAAGCCAGAUCAGACUGUGUGUUCUAAAGUUGAGUGUAGUCAUUGAAUCAUCAUUGUGUUGUAUUGCUAACAGGUCUGUUAACCUUGUGCUGCAGGUCAGACAGCCUCCACAGUGGGUGAGGAGAGGAGGUUUAACCCCCGCCUAACCAAGAGCUUGGAGGAGUUUGUGGACAUCAUGACCAACCUGAACCUCCCCAAUCCUGCUAAGAUAGGUAUCUCAGACAGUCCACCCUCUGCAGCGAUUCUAUUACAAUAGAAACUGUUGUUGUGUAUGAUAUAAUACUAUUCUAUUACAAUAGGGCCUAUUAUUAUCUAGAUGAUAUGUAACUAUUCUAUUACAAUAAAGUUAUUAUCAGUGGUCUUUCAUCUCACUUAAACCUUAUCACGGGAAUGAGCAUGACAAAGCUGUCCGUGAUGAGAUUGCAAUAUGUUACACAUACUGUACUCUUUCUAACUGUCCUUUGCGCAUCGAUUUGAUUACUUGUUAGCGUAAGCUGUUCUUAACUCACUGAUAGAAACAAGGUGUUGAUUUGUUAUUUCUCUCUCUGCCAGAUAUUGCCGUGCCUGCAAACCUGGUGUGUGGACUCCAUGAGGUUUGAAUGUCAAAUCAAUUUUAGGAUUUCACUUUAAGCACUAUUGGGAGGAAGAGGGAAAUUAUUUUCACCCAGCCACAACUUAAUGUUUUGAAUGCAAUAUUUUGUAUCUAAUAAGUAACCAAAACUAAAGCUUGUCAAAAAUUAAGAACAUACAUUUCUCCAUGUUUGCCUAUGUAAAAAGCAGUGGUCAUGAUUUGGUGGGUGUACAGAUACUGAAAUUGUAUAGUAAAAGAUGCAUUAAGAUACAUGAUCAUAAAACAUUGCCAUGUACAUUGUAACAUUUAUAAUACAAUCUCCUGGAAAAAUUUGAACAUUAAUAAGAUGACCUAGUUUUAUAUUAAAUCAAGAUUGUUCAAAUGUAAAUGUCUGAAUUAACUCUUUC